Messenger RNA from Mesoplodon densirostris (Blainville's beaked whale), 1449 nucleotides. It is a transcript of the gene GPR146, whose product is annotated as G protein-coupled receptor 146. Gene Ontology annotation, biological process: G protein-coupled receptor signaling pathway. The transcript has a single exon. Gene Ontology annotation, molecular function: G protein-coupled receptor activity. Gene Ontology annotation, cellular component: membrane. The record is from RefSeq and is a predicted model, not a curated record. NCBI's taxonomy places the organism in Eukaryota, Metazoa, Chordata, Mammalia, Artiodactyla, Ziphiidae. The coding region runs from base 1 to 996 and encodes 331 amino acids.
AUGUGGAGCUGCCCACUCAACGGCACGGGCGGCGAGGACCAGCUCCCCUGCCAGCACGUCCAGCGGGCCCUGUCCGCCCUCUCGCUGCUCUACCUGCUUGUCGGCGUCCCCCUCGGCCUGGGCUACAACGCCCUGCUGCUGCUGGUCAACCUGCACGACCCGGGCGGUAUGACCAUGCCCGACGUCUACUUCGCCAAUAUGGCCGCGGCCGGCCUGGUCCUCAGCGCCCUGGCGCCCGCGCACCUGCUGGGCCCCGGCGCUGCCGGCUGGGCCGUGUGGGACGUGGGCAGCGAGGUCCACGUCACGCUGCUGGUGCUGUUCAACGUGGCGGCGCUGGUGACCCUGUACUCCACGGCGCUGCUGGCCCUCGACUGCUACAUCGAGCGGGCGCUGCCGCGCACCUACAUGUCGAGCGUCUACAACACCAGGCACGUGUGCGGCUUCGUGUGGGGCGGCGCCCUGCUCACCGGCUUCUCCUCGCUGCUCUUCUACAUCUGCAGCCACGUGGCCGCCAGGCUGGCCGAGUGCUCCCGGGUGCGGGACACGGAGGCGGCCGACGCCAUCAUGCUGCUCAGCGGGUACCUGGUGCCCGGCCUGGCCGCGCUGUACGCGCUCGUGCUCCUCACGCGGAUCCGGAAGGAGGCCACGCCGCUCGACCGGGACGUGGGCCAGCCGGACCCCGCGGCGCACAGGCUGCUGGUGGCCACCGUGUGCGCGCAGUUCGGGCUCUGGACUCCCCACUACCUGACGCUCCUGGGGCGCACGGUGCUGGCUGCGCGGGGGAGGCCGGUGGACGGGCACCACCUGGGGACGCUGCUCCUUGCCAAGGACCUGUCCAGGUUCCUGGCCUUCGCCAGCAGCACUGUGGUGCCGCUUCUUUACCGCCACAUCGACAGAAACUUCCCCGGCAAACUCCGGCGGCUGAUGAAGAAGCUGCAACGUGGGCACCAGAGCUGCUCCUUGGACGAAGCGGGGGCACAACCGGCGAUGGCGUAGACGCUGCUCCACGGGCCUCGGCCAACCGAGGGGCAGACGGCGCGUGGCAGAAGGCACAGCCCGCAGUGACCGGGUCCCCCGCGCCCGAUGCUUGCUCCCUCCCGGGUCUGGCAUCCAGGAGACUUGCUGACCCUGCAUCGCCCGCUCCCUCCCUCCCUCUCCCCAGGAGACCAGGCAGAACCAGGCGAGUCCCCUUGGAGCUUCCCGUGUCCUCCCACAAGAAGCCACCCUCAGGCCAAGGCCAUGAUGUCCGAGCAGCAGGUGCCAGGUGUGAGGAUGAGCUGUGCCAUCGGGGCACCUUGCUGCCCGCGACCGGGUGUGUGCUUGUCUCCUACGGGUGCCUUUCAGGUCCACGCCUGCAGCAGCCUGCUUCCCUCAGCCUCGUGUCUGGCUUUCAGAUGAGUGAUGCAGAUCUAACGCCACUAUUUAUACUUUGUUAAAAUACUCCAUCCC